This is a messenger RNA of Linum tenue, 292 nucleotides long. NCBI's taxonomy places the organism in Eukaryota, Viridiplantae, Streptophyta, Magnoliopsida, Malpighiales, Linaceae. The record is from the annotation of a GenBank genome assembly.
GCCUCUGAGCGAGCUGAACCGGAAGAGGGGCAGGGACUCGAUCACCGACCUGUCGACGCCGGAGUUUUUCCUGGCCAGGUUGUUGGCGCCGUGGUAAGGAGGGUUUCUGGCGCUUUCGGGGGGACGCUUGCAGUGCUUGGCGUAGAGGAGGAGGAGGAAGAGGAAGAGGAGGAGUCGGCGGUGGAGCAUGGUGGCGGCGGUGGUGGGAUUGGGGGAGAGGAGAGGGAAUGCGGUGGAUGGGGGGAAAAGGGGGAAGGUCCUUUUUGGGGGGUUGUAGUUGAUUAGAUUAAUG